Platichthys flesus (European flounder) is the source of this 5640-nucleotide messenger RNA. RefSeq names its product cell adhesion molecule 3 (gene cadm3). Gene Ontology annotation, cellular component: presynaptic membrane. Gene Ontology annotation, biological process: homophilic cell-cell adhesion. The record is from RefSeq and is a predicted model, not a curated record. NCBI's taxonomy places the organism in Eukaryota, Metazoa, Chordata, Actinopteri, Pleuronectiformes, Pleuronectidae.
ACGUGGACCCCUUGCAGCCGGUGACCUCCGAUGAGACGGUGUCCGUGGGGGGGACGGUGACACUGACCUGCCAUGUGGCCGAGAGCGACAACUCCUCCCUGCAGUGGUCCAACACGGCCCAGCAGACCCUGUACUUUGGAGAGAAGAGAGCGCUCAGAGACAACCGCAUCCAGCUGCACCGCUCGACGUCCACCGAGCUCUCCAUCAUGAUCGGUGACGUGCAGAUGUCCGACGAGGGCGAGUACACCUGCUCCAUCUUCACCAUGCCGGUCCGCACCGCCAGAGCCACGGUCACGGUUCUAGGUGUGCCCGGUAAACCUCAGAUCUCCGGCUUUGAGGAUGCAGUGCCAGAGGGGGGCAAAGUCACCCUGACCUGCACCAGCACCGGCAGCAAACCCCCCGCCAGUCUGAUCUGGUACCGUGGAGAGCAGGAGCUGGAAGGACGCCCCAACGUGGUGGAGCCGGUCCCCGACGACCCCACGUACAACGUGAGCAGCGAGCUGACGCUGGAGGUGAGCCGCGACGACGACAACGCCCUCAUCACCUGCGCCGUGGACCAUCCGUCGCUCGCCCCCGGGGACAAGAGGAGCGAGCAGGCCCUGCGGGUGCUGUAUGCCCCCAACACAGUGAUCCAGCCUGAGAGCGAUUUGCCCAGAGAGGGGGAGAAGUUCUAUCUCAAGUGUUUGGGCAACAGCAACCCAGAGCCGGCCUCCUUCAUCUGGGAGAAGAAGGAUGGCGAGCUCCCCUCGCUGGCCAAAGCCGACGGCGCUCUUCUACAAUUCGAGAUGCUCAACAAAUCAGAUAAUGGCGUCUACCUCUGCAAAGCAGUCAACGACAUCGGCAACAGCCAGGGGGAGUACACACUCCUGGUGCAAGAUCUCUCGGACCCAGACAACCCGGACACUACCUCCCCCCCCACUGACUCUCCGAUAUCUACGUCUUCCCCUCCGAUUGAUUCGUCUUCCCCUCCGAUUGAUUCGUCUUCCCCUCCUACCGCCUCCCCCACUGAAGUCUUAUCUUCCUCCAGCUCUGAAUCCACUUCCGCCUCCACCCCAUCCCCCUCUCCCUCUCCCACUCCCACCCCCUCGGAGGCGGACGUGUUGACCACCAUAUCCGAUUCCUCCACCACCGCUCUCUCAAACGCCCUCUUUCCCGACCUGCCAUUCUCCCCUUCAUCCUCCCCGGCAACCCCUCCUCUCUCCUCUGCAAGCAUCGCUCCAUCCACUGCCACUCCCUCCUCCUCCUCCUCCUCCUCGUCCUCCUCCUCCUCCUCCGCCUCCUCCGCCCCAUCCUCCCCUACUCUCCCAGUUUCCGUCCAGCUGAAUGGAGUUUACACUUUCACAGAUGCUGCAGACAACAUCCCAGGAACUUAUCUGACCCACGAAGCCAAGGGCUCGGACGACGCCCCUGACGCGGACACGGCCAUCAUCAACGCGGAGGGAGGCCACUCUGGAGCAGAGGACAAGAAGGAGUACUUCAUCUAGACCGAGGAGGGAGCAGUGGAGAAAAGGAGCGGCAGGAGGAGAUGGAAAAGUUGGAGGACGUGUGGUAGUGGGGAUGGGGAGGAGUGAAGUGGGGGAGAAAAACCUCCAUGUUGUUUUCUCAACGCUUCAGUUCUUCACUCGGUCGGAGGGAUGCCCGGGGGGGGGGGGGGGAGGGGUGGUGGAAGAACUGUGGGCAGCGUAAAGCGAUGAGUUGAGCUCCGACUUGGUACGACCCUCUUUGCAUUGAUACAGGGAAGUGAGAUUUUGCACUUGACAUACGGACAAACUGAGGUUACACACUCACACACACAGACCCACACACAGACCCACACACAUACACACACACACACGCGAGUCGGUUUUGGGAAGCCCCUCUUCUCACGGACUCCAGCGCUCGUAGAUGCUCAGAAUACGGAACGCGAGCUUCCUACUAACACGUCUGAAUUAAGACAUUUCUACUCAAGCAUCGCAUCUAUUUCUAACUCGAAAAGGCAGAAUCGUUACUCACAUCCCCCCCAACCCCCCCCCCCCCCCCCAACCCGUCCUGACACUUCACUUCUCACCACGACACCAACGUGCCCCCCGACAUCAAAAGCAGCUCAGUCCUUCACAUCUUUUUUCUUUUGUCCAGCCGACGAGGCAGAAUCCCUCUGUCACACCCGAGUGGCAGAGAAAUCCACCCCCACCCCCCCACCACCCACACCCCCCUCGCAGUUUCAUUUUUUUUACUCCAUGAAAACCUCUUUCUGUGCCGAAGAUCCCCCCCACCCCCCACCCAAACCCCCCCACCCAUCAACGCAGCAACAUGCAACAAUCAUGCAAAACUAGCAUUCCCACCCUGCGCUACAAAGCCAAGGGGCUCCAGUAUACAUAUAUAAAUAUAUAUAAAUAUAUAUAUAGAAGUAUAUAGCAUUCUUUUUACUUGACAGAAAAUGUUUGGUGUGCUGUAAAUACACUCUCUGUCCUCUCUCUCUCUCCCCUCAGUAUCUCCCCUCUCUCUCUUUCUCCCCCCCCUACAUCUCCCUCUCUCCUGUAUCUGUUACUGCAUUACAGUGACGUAUAUACUCUUAAAAAAAAAAAGUAACGCCUGCCUGUUUUUAUUAACGUACGAGACAAAAAUAUCAGUAUCUGGGGGGAAAAACUAAAAAUUAUGACAAAAAUAACCACGAUGACGUUGCGAUGAAAACUAACCUUAACUGCAAAUACUUGUAUGAGGAAUGUUUCCUUGUUUUUUUCUUCCCUGCGUUCUUUUAUUUCCCGUUCUUGGUUUUCAUGACUCGUGAGAGACUUCCUCUCGUCGGUGUCUCGGUGUGUUGCUGUCAGUGAUCACAGUGUCUGUCAGUCUGUAGCAUUUACAACGUGUGGUUUUGAUUUUGAGGUUUAAGGGUUUUUUUUUUAUGCUGUUGUGUGUUGACCCCCCCCCCCCCCCCCCCACUCCAGUGUCCACGCGUCCACUGCCGCCAUUUUGUCCUCCCGAAAAAAAACUAAACUGUAGCAAAACCUUGUUUGAAAACAUUUUCAGAGGGGGGGGGGGGGCAACCUGUUCGAUGGAGCUUUCCUGGAGCUCCACUCGGCCCUGCACCUCCCGCCUCCACCUUCACCCCCCCCAACAGCAGACUGCUUGUCUUGGCACGAGCACCCGGCGCUAGAAUUCAUUGAGUAGUGACUUCAUGACUUCCUCUAAGACGCUGGCACUCGCUUGCUUUCCACUACAGAGCCAAACAAGAUUGCCCACAUGCAUCAUGACAAACUUCCUGGCAACAAAAAAAACCCACAAACCCUUCUCUGUUAUUGUUCUUUCUCUUUCCUGCGUGUGUGUGCAGGAAUCAAUCGCCAGCUUAGCACAAGGUUCCCACAAAUGACGAGUGUUUUAUUAAGGUGGGGAGUUGGCCUCGGUCCUGGCAAGGCUCCGAUUGGCCCCCGGGCGUGGAAAUUGAUUGCAAUCUAACUAAGAGGCUCCGGGCUGCUCACGUGCCAAGGUUUGGCUCGGCGGGCGCGGGUGCCGAGCCGGAGUCUGGGCUGCAUUAAGAAGAAAGUCAUUCAGGAACUUAAACGUCCCCCCCUCCCCCCCCCAUACUCCGCCCCCCUCGUCCAUUUCUUUCCAUUCUUUAAUUAAUCAUCUGGUCUGUGUCCUGAUCCACCUUCACCCGCUCUCCCCUUUCCUCAUCGCUCCCCCCCUCCCAACGACCAUCCAUCUCUGCUCGAUGUCCGAUUCUCCUCGCUGGUUUCUCCCUCGUUCAGGAGUCCUUGUAGACGUACAGUAGAAAGUAGCGUCUCUAGAUUCGCCAGGCGUCUUGCUGAUGGUCCUCCUCAGCACCUCCCGGGGUCGUGCUACAGAGAGGAAUCCAUUUGCUGUUGUCCGUCGACCCGUUAGACAGUUACGUCUGUGAUAGUUUUUGUACACCUUUUUUGGGAAUGUUCAGGGAUUGUGCUUUUCGUACCCCCCCCCCCCCCCAUUAUCGUUAACCGCCACCGCACUGGCUGCAUUUAAAGCCCGGCCGGUGCGUCUAUAAGCUAGCUAAAAUACAAAGGGUAAUGUGACCCGAAGCAGGGUCAGCUGUUGUCUUACUUUCUCUCCUCCUGUGGCGUUCUCGUAAACUUGGCUUCACCAGUGUUUGGAUUCCGUUGGACGCGGUUUCAAUAACUGAGGUGGAUAUUUUCUGGAGCUCACGACACUGUUGAUCCCACGUUUACGCCGCGUCGCCCUCCAGCCCCGGUGCGUGCAGACCAGAGGACGGGCCUCGUCUCACGGAGCUCGCUGUCCACUUCGAAGAGACACCUUUGGUUUUUAUAUUUAAUCCCAGUCCAGUUCUGCUCUGUGAAUGGAGAAAAGGAAAAUCUGCCUCAUACCUAAAAAAGUGUAGUGUCUUUUUAAAACUAAUGGACCUGUAUUUGCCUGUAAUUUAUCGUCCUGUCCUUCGUCUUAGUUAAUGUGCUAGCAUGUAGCUUGCAUGAGAAACGGUUGGAAUUGUAGAUAGUGUCGGGGGAUGAGCAGCGGGGGCGAGCUCCUCUCCUGGGACGAGGGCGGCGGGCGGCCACCGGCUGACCUCGCUGCCGUUCUCUGAUCUGCAAACAUUAGGCCGUGCCCCCGGUUCAACCUUCUGUACCUCCUCAUUAAAACAGAGGCAACUCACGAAGGCCCAAGUUCUUCUUCGCUUGCCACCACCGCUCCAUUCAAUCAACACAGAGGUACAGAGGAACUCAUAAAUCCCGUGCAUCAGUGCAGUGAUGACAAACUGUCACCAGAUGCCAGCAAACAGCAGCUUGUCUUGUCCCAAGCUGUCCAGUCCUGUCCUGUCCUGUCCUGUCCUGUCCUGUCCUGUCCUGUCCUGUCCUGUCCUGUCCAGUCCUGUCCUGUCCCGCCACUCAACUCUCACCAACUCCUCUACGGGCAGUCGCACACUAGCUGCCUCUCAUCCCUAUUCGUUUUAAAUGCUAUACGAACAAAUUGAUUUUUAAAUUCCGUUUUGUAAAAGGUGUGCAUAAUCUUAAAUUUAAUUACUUUCAGUUCAACCGAUAAUCAUAUUUUUAUUAGUUUGUCCAAAACUUGAAGGUUAGAAGUUUAGUUUUUUUUGCGUAUUUUAUUGUUUCAACAACCCUCUUUUUUUUUUUAUAAUUCUCGUGUAUAUAGUGUUGCCUUUACUGGAUACUCUUACAAACGCACCCAUACACACUUUGCACACACACUUAGGGUACAUGCACAUCCACACACAUAUCGUAAUAUGCACAGCAGGCAUGGCGUCUGUGACUAUGGUGUAUUUGUACAUAUGUGUGUGUAUGUGUGUUUGUGUAUGAGUGUGAGAUGUGUAUUAAUUGAUCCAAACAGACUCCGAAAACACUCAUAACGCGUGUUGCGUUCACGAAAAUGUUAUUAUUUCAAUUCAACUAAAAUGACGUCUUUGUCUUUAGCCUCAUUAUUAUUUCUGGAUGACAAGUCUUCCUUUUGAAUAAAUGUCCAUAUCACACGAGAGUAGUGCUGUCUGUCCUUUCUACUAUCGCCGGAGACGUCCCCGAGGCGGGAGCCAGCCGCAUGCCGUGCUGGGUUUCCUCUGUUGGCCGUUUGUGAUCAUGAAGUAUUUGUUUUGAUUUGGUUUUUCUGUUCAAAAAUGCCAGUUCAGUUGUUGACUUCAAUAAACAUGCAUUUGGGUUAAUUUCA